Pecten maximus is the source of this 2992-nucleotide messenger RNA. Its product is annotated as carboxylesterase 1D-like. Bases 568 to 2448 code for a protein of 626 amino acids. The transcript has 3 exons. NCBI's taxonomy places the organism in Eukaryota, Metazoa, Mollusca, Bivalvia, Pectinida, Pectinidae. The record is from RefSeq and is a predicted model, not a curated record.
AUUAUACACCAGUGUGGCCGUCUGCAGCCUAUUGCUGCACAUGACUAGCAAAAACUGUUACCUGUCAAGGACUUAUACAUAAAUGUAGUAAGUCGUUUAUUUCUUACGGUAUAUUGAUGUAAUCUCUUUGCACAGCACUUCCAUCUGUUUAGCACAGACUUAUUAAUUACGCCGAGACUUAUUUUAAGCUAACCAGACACUCGACAUCCAAACAUCGACUAUACAUCCGUCUAUCCCCAUCAGACACUCCUACACUGAUGCUCGUUACAUUAACAGGAUCACGUUGUAUACAUUGCCCUCCAGGCUCGCUACGACAUUAGUAUAUAUUUUAAUACACGCGCAUCUUCUGGUAAAUCCGAUACUGACUAGAUAGUCGCCCAGCACGCACCAUAUCACUCUUUGUAAGGAGGGGUUUGUCAGCUAGCAAGGAGAGUGAGGAUGUGUGUGAUUAUGUUUACUCCGGUGAAAUUUGUGGAGGUUAUUUACGGCUGAGGAGUACAGUGUUCUAAUGCCUUGAUGCAAAGGGUUUCAACAAAAAACAGAUCUCCAAAGAUGAGCGAGUAAUAGAUGAAAAAAGUGUCCGUGACAAACCAUCAAUCAAACUACAUCUUUGUAUUCGGAAAUAAAGCAAUUCAUCACAAGGACAUAAAACGCACAAUGGUCUACACGGUCCUUCUUUGCCUCCUACCUGUAUUGCCUCUGGUGGCACCAGUCCAGUAUCAUACACUUGACACACCUUUAGGAAAAGUGGCUGGACGUCAGGUACCGGUUGGUACAGGAAAUACAGUCUAUAAGUUCCUGAAAAUCCCAUAUGCAAAGCCACCUGUGGGUGAGUUACGGUUUCAAAAGCCCGUAGCUGUUGAAAGAUGGAGCAGCAUCCACGACAGCACCGAGCAUGGACCGUCUUGUCUACAAGCGAUUCCCGCAACAAUCAAAAAUGUGCUGGAGAACAAAGAGGUUUCGGAGGAUUGUCUACACCUAAAUGUUUACACGUCCGGCGGAUUGUCUUCCACGACCAACAAGAGCGUUAUGGUGUUUUUUCAUGGCGGUGCGUUUGUUACUGGCCAAGCUCAGUUAUACGACGGUUCAGGCCUAGCUCUCAAUGGUGACGUCAUUGUGGUAACCGCGAAUUACAGAUUGGGUGUUCUGGGAUUCUUUAGCACUGGAGACUCAGUAGCAAGAGGAAACUAUGGUCUUUGGGAUCAAAUCGAAGCCCUCAAGUGGGUGAAAAAUAAUAUCAGAUCAUUUGGUGGAAAUCCUGAUUCCGUUACAAUCUUUGGAGAAUCAGCUGGGGGAUUUAGUGUUUCACUUCUAGCUCUUAUACCACAGAACAAAGGAUUGUUCCAUAGAGUCAUCAUGCAGAGUGGUACUUACAGUUCCGCGUAUGCUAUUAACGAAAAACCGAAAGAUUUUGCUAUUACAUUUAGCUAUCUAUCUAAGUGUAAAAAUGUACAAACUUCACAGGCUAUUUUUGAUUGUGUCCGAAAUAUUCCAACCGACCUUAUCAUUCCAACACAGACAAAUGCCAUUCGUAUGGGACUAUUAGCUCCUGAUAGUCUGUUCCGUCCGUCAUGCGCCCCAGUCGUUGAUGGUGAACUCAUCAAACGUGCCCCCAUGGUGUCUAUGAAAAAUACGUCUUCUGAUGUGUACGCGUUCUUUCAAUCACUUGACGUAAUUGCAGGAUGUGUAAGUGCCGAAGGAUCUCUACUCCACGCCUAUAUAUAUCCAUAUAUGGAAGAAAGUUACGGAUUCAAUACGAGCGAAGGAGUUCCUUCGUCUUUACUUCGGUCAUAUUUUGCGCGGGUUGUCGCGGAACAACUUUACAAAAACCAAAGUAAUGUUUGGAAGGCAAUUGUUGACAAGUUCGGUUCAAGUGAUAUUCAAGUCCAGGCAAGAAAAAUCAUGGAUUUGUAUGGCGAUAUCUUUUUCUAUAUGCCAAUGAUUAAAACAUUGGAUAUCCACGCUUCAAAUAAUAAAGAUAGCAGCACCUUCCAGUACCUAUUUAGUGAACCAAAUCUUGUGUCAUUAUCUGGGAAACCACAUCCAUCUUGGUUCCGAGGAUCUGAGCAUGGUACAGAGUUGAUUUUUCUAUUUGGUAUCGAACAAAUGAAAUCAAUGAACAUCAAUAUAUCCUCCUCCACCUUGGACUUCGUAAAGCAGAUUAUAACGUACUGGGCUAACUUCGCCAAAUACGGUGAUCCUAACCAUGGGGCGGAUGAUGGUACCCGAUGGCCGGAGUAUGAUGAAGUAAACCGUAGUUAUAUCGAUCUCGCUGUGUCCUCCAUCUCCCAACAGAAGUCAAUGUUCCGGGAUCGUGUCAAGUUCUGGGAGAAAGACCUUCCACUGAUCGCUAGUACUCCGGUUACGGACAGAGCGGCGUCCCUGAUGUCAGUCAAAUGGACUCUACUUAUUAUGUUAUUUCUUUAUCACUUAAUCCGUUGCCUUUAAAUGUAAAGUUAUGAAUGUACCUUGUAUGAUAAAAAUCACGUCCUCCUGAAUUUCGCUUAUCUGACUGAACUCCAUCGUAAGAAAGAAUAUAUGUGAUCGUCAGGGAAAUCAGUGUAAUAGAAAUCCGUUUAUAUUUACUUGGUAGAUAGAAUUGAUUUGAUAGCUUCUGUAGCUUUAUAUGAUGAAAGACCUUUAUCUACAUAUUAAAUGAUAGACAUUUUCAUUCGGUGGACAUUGAUUUGCCUGUAUGUUGAUAUGUUUAAGAAAUUAAAGUAAAUGAAAACAUGAUAGGGCAUUUUGGAUGCCAACAAAUCACAUUUCCAAUAUCAGAAUUAUUUACCUGAACUGUUUUGAUUACCGAUAUAAAAUCAAACCAUGGUAUUGAACCCAUACUCCUGAGUGCUUGUUGCAGAUCUUAAGAUUAUAUACUUGUAAAAAUGCCUUCAGCUGCGUGAGAAUUGUUAUAUGAAAGAGACGGGAGUCAGUGUGAGUGCAAUUUUGUAAAUCCAGAUAGUGUUCAUCAAAUAAAUUAUUUACAACCAGA